Danaus chrysippus (African queen) is the source of this 2430-nucleotide messenger RNA. Lineage: Eukaryota; Metazoa; Arthropoda; Insecta; Lepidoptera; Nymphalidae. The record is from the annotation of a GenBank genome assembly.
AUGGAACCAUCAUGUUCGCAUUCCAAAUGUGAUGUGUACGAAAGAAGUAAAACCUCAUAUGAUAAUGUUGAGAAUAAGACUGAAAAUGAUGCUAGGAUGGCAGAAAAACCGAGUAAUGACUGUAAUGUAAGACAACAGAUAGAUGACCUGGAACGUGAGGAUUUUGAAGAAGAAAACAGAAUGCUCAAGCACUGUUCCAGUAUGAUAGUUGAUGGUGAAAUGGCAUCUUCCUCGCACUACUCGGGUAACUUAUCCAGUGCAAACUCAAGUCUGGCAUCCAGCUCGGAGACAAUAUCUACCUUAUCGAAUAUGAUGGCCAACGACUUCAGCUUGCCCGGCUGCAGUAAGAACGAUGACUGUGAAGGCAGCAAUGCCACUAUAAAAAACAUGAUCCACAAUAGAACGCCAUUCCACUUAUUGAACGAUCAACCACCUAAGAAAAUAGACUUUAUGCAGAAGUUAUUAAGUAGCAAUACACAUAAGAAGAAAGUUUUUCCCAAAGGGAAGCUUUAUAAGGGUGAUUUGAUGGAGCAUUCCGGUGAUCAUGAUAUGUGUGACGAUCUCGGUGGGCCUUCGAGUAGAACGAGCUCGAAUGCUUCUAGCAUUGCCAGUUCUAGCUCCGACAGUAAAGACUUCACGGUUCCUUCUACGUCCAAUGCCGAGAAGCUUCUCGGUCUUGACGACAGCAGCAAGAGGAAUGGAGCCAGCACGUCGAAAUCUACGAGUUACCAAUACUGCGACGUCGACGAUGACUCAGAAGACGACGUCAAUGAGGAAUCUUGGUGUACGUGCUUAUCAUCACACGAAGAUGAUGAUGAUGAUGAAGACGAACCAGAACCGGAUGAGAGAUUAUGGCGGAAGCGUCGCUUCGAACCUCCACCACCUCAGUCCGCGAAGAAGUUCUGUCCAGAUGGCUCAAUGAUUCCUGGUGGCAGCAGCGACUGGUCCAACAUUCAAGGCAACAUCGGCCUUACUAACAUCUCCCAAGGACCACCGGAGUUGAAGCAGUGGCUAAACAGAUUCCAAGCAUGGUCGAACAGCGAGAAGCUCCAGGCUAUUGACGCUCUUAUCAACAAAUGCGCGGCUAGCCACGUAAGAUAUAUGAUGAAAGCUAUAGAACCGCUGUUCCAACGGGACUUCAUCUCUCUCUUGCCGAAGGAGUUGGCUCUCACAGUCCUAGGCUACUUGCAGCCCAAAGAUCUCUUGAGAGCCGCACAGACUUGCCGCUAUUGGAGGUUCCUAGCUGAUGAUAAUCUGCUAUGGAAGGAGCAAUGUCGUCGCAUAGGGUUGACAACGUUAAAGAAAAUGCCCAGAUCACUGCCACGUUGCGCCAGCCCUUGGAAGGCGGCGUACAUGCGGCAGUCACUGAUCCAAGAGAACUGGCUCCACAAGCCGGUUAACAAUCCAACUGUGAUGAGGGGCCACGAUGACCACGUGAUCACCUGCCUCCAGUUCUAUGGGAAACGCAUCCUCAGCGGCAGCGACGACACAACACUCAAAGUCUGGUCGGCUGUAAACGGGAAGUGCCUCCGUACGUUAGUCGGUCACUCCGGUGGGGUGUGGUCAAGUCAAAUGGUGGGUGACCUGGUCAUCAGCGGCUCAACUGAUCGCACACUGAGAGUAUGGAACGCGAAGACGGGCCAGUGUCUCAAAGUAUUGGCCGGUCACACAUCCACAGUGCGCUGCAUGCAUCUACAUCAGAAUAGGGUCGUAUCUGGUUCUCGUGAUGCUACACUUCGUGUUUGGUCCAUACCGGAUGGAAGAUGUCUCCGUGUGCUUGUAGGGCAUUUGGCUGCGGUCAGAUGCGUUCAGUAUGAUGGCAAAGUGGUUGUAUCAGGUGCAUAUGAUUACUUCGUGAAAGUAUGGAAUCCUGAUACAGGGGAGUGUCUUCAUACACUAGCCGGUCACACCAAUAGGGUGUAUAGCCUUCAAUUUGAUGGAGUGCACGUAGUAAGCGGUUCCUUGGAUACAUCUAUCCGCGUGUGGGACGUGGAGUCUGGUCAGUUGAAGCACACUCUGACCGGCCACCAGUCACUGACCUCUGGAAUGGAAUUGCAUUCCAAUAUACUGGUAUCUGGAAACGCGGAUUCCACGGUCAAAGUCUGGGACAUCACUACCGGCCAUUGUCUCCACACUCUAUCCGGUCCAAACAAGCAUCAGUCAGCGGUGACGUGCCUUCAGUCCAGCAACCGUUUCGUGAUCACGUCCUCCGAUGACGGAACCGUGAAGUUGUGGGAUGUGCGUACCGGCGAGUUUAUACGGAACCUUGUGGAGUUGGGUUCCGGCGGGUCUGGGGGCGUGGUCUGGCGCAUCCGGGCCUCAGCAACCAAGCUCAUCUGUGCCGUUGGUUCCCGUAACGGAACCGAGGAAACCAAGCUGCUCGUCCUCGAUUUCGAUGUGCCGGGCGCCUGUAGGAAGUGUGAUGAAUAG